AUGUACCGGCAAAUUUUAGUUUAUGAAUCCCAAAGAGACUUACUUCGAAUCUUAUGGAAGAGAGACCUUAGCGACUCACCUGUGACAUAUAGACUCAAAACGGUGACUUAUGGUACUAAAAGUGCUCCAUUUUUAGCCAUUAGAUGCAUAAAGCAAGUUGCAUAUGACGAAAUGCAUAAAUAUCCUGAAGCUGCCAAAGCUGUCUUGUCAGACUGUUAUGUUGAUGAUGUCAUCUCUGGUUCAUCAAACUUAGACUCAGCAAGGGAAUUGAAAAAUCAGCUUAUACAGCUUUUUCAUAGUUGUGGAAUGACUUUGCACAAAUGGAACUCUAAUUCUCCUGAACUGUUGGAUAGCCCUUCUACAAGCUCUGAGCUUUCAUUCUCCUCCAAAAGUGAUAAUGUGGUUAAAGCUUUAGGCAUUACAUGGAAUUCUCAGAAGGAUGAAUUCAGCUUUAAAGUCUCAAUCAAGGAGAAAUCAUCAUAUACCAAAAGAGACAUUUUAUCGACAAUUGCCAGACUUUAUGAUCCUUUAGGACUGAUUGGUCCGAUAGUUUCAAAUUUAAAACCUGUUGAGAACAUAAAAAUUAAUCGUUGCAUCCUCUCCAAUCAUCCAAGCAAGAUUUCACUCAUUGGAUAUGCAGAUGCUUCGGAAGCCGCUUAUGGUGCAGUUGUCUACUUGAUUUGUGUCGAUGAAGAUCACGGCUCGUCAUCUCAUCUACUAGCCAGCAAAUCUCGUGUGGCUCCAUUGAAAACUUUAUCUAUUCCAAGAUUGGAACUUUGUGCAUGUUUGUUAUUGGCUCAUCUGAUUUCGAAAGUUAGCAACUCAUUGAAGAUGCAUUUAGAUGACAUCAUUCUGUGCACUGAUUCAACGAUAGCACUGUCAUGGUUGAAGACUUCUCCUCAUCUUUUGAAGACCUUUGUUGCAAAUAGAGUCUCCAAAAUCCAAAGACUAGUAGAGCCGCGACACUGGAAGCACGUAUCAUCAGCAAAUAAUCCGGCAGAUCUGAUUUCUCGUGGUGCUUAUCCUCAUGAACUUGUGACAUCUUCCUUGUGGUGGAAUGGUCCUGAACAGAACGAACUUAGUGAUGCUUCUUUAUUUGAACUUGACAAGACUCUCAUAGAUUCUCCUGCUUAUCAGGAUGAACUUAAAAAACCUUUAGACGUUAAUUUGAACUGUUUCUGUCUGUCCAAUCUGAAAGGUCCAGUGAAGAAAACAGGCCCCAUUAGUAGCACUGAAUUUCAAGAUGCGGAAAUGCACUUGAUAAAAAUGGUUCAGGUAAUAGAAUUUGCAGAGGAGAUUAAAUCACUUCAAGAUCAGAGAGUAAUCAAAAGUCAG
Messenger RNA from Stegodyphus dumicola, 1335 nucleotides. RefSeq lists its product as uncharacterized. The record is from RefSeq and is a predicted model, not a curated record. NCBI's taxonomy places the organism in Eukaryota, Metazoa, Arthropoda, Arachnida, Araneae, Eresidae.